Quercus robur (English oak) is the source of this 2223-nucleotide messenger RNA. Its product is annotated as protein root UVB sensitive 6-like. The transcript has 13 exons. Bases 145 to 1698 code for a protein of 517 amino acids. The record is from RefSeq and is a predicted model, not a curated record. NCBI's taxonomy places the organism in Eukaryota, Viridiplantae, Streptophyta, Magnoliopsida, Fagales, Fagaceae.
AGUAAAAGUGUGCAGUAACGAAACGCAAAUCAAACCGUUACAACCAAUGCCUCUUUUUGUUUCUCUCAUUUCCUUCAAAUCAAACCGUGUAAACUAACAAUAAACCAAAAACACAUACACACACUGACACAGACUCAUUUUACAAUGGCGACUCCUCCUCCGAUCAAAUUGAAGCAAUCCCAAACGAACUCAACGGCGCAGACUCUCCUCGUCCGCGAAACGCUGCGUAUAAGCGCGAAUCUCGCUUCUUCCAAUUCAAAUUCAACAGAGCCAGAGACACCACCGCCGCUUUCUUUACUUGACUCGGCGGAGAAUCGGAGGUCGAGUCUAGGUUUGGUGGAGGAGGAGUAUGUGAAUUCGAGCUUGAGGUUGAUUUGCUCCGAGGAAAUCGACGGCCGCAGAUGGAACUACGUGGCAGAAAAAGACGCACCCUCUGGAACCUUCAACAAAGCCUCCAUUCGCGCCCUCACUCUGAACACUCCUCAACCUCCUCAUGAGGAUUUGAUGUCAUUUUUAAGAUCCUAUGUGGUUCCAGAAGGUUUCCCUGAUAGUGUCUCUCCUUCGUAUGUUCCGUUUAUGAAGUGGAGAGCUUUGAAGCAUUUCUUCGGUGGAGCAAUGGGUGUUUUCGCGACACAAACUCUUUUGAGUUCAGUUGGAGUCUCUAGAAACCAAGCAACUCCUGGCGCUGUUGCUACUAACUGGAUUCUCAAGGAUGGUGCUGGUCGUGUUGGGAAAAUGCUUUUUGCCCGCCAAGGAAAGAAGUUUGAUUAUGAUUUAAAACAGCUACGAUUUGCGAGUGAUCUCUUUAUGGAGUUGGGUCUUGGUGUGGAGUUGGCAACUGCAGCCGUGCCACACCUUUUUCUUCCUUUGGCUUGUGCUGCUAACGUAGUAAAGAGUGUGGCUGCUGUAACAUCAACAUCAACUCGUACAGCAAUUUACAAAGCCUUUGCCAUAGGAGAAAACAUCGGGGAUGUAACUGCUAAAGGAGAAUGUGUUGGGAAUGUUGCAGAUCUCCUGGGAACUGCGAUGAGCAUAAUGAUCUCAAGAAGAAAUCCGUCCUUGGUUACUACGUUUGCUUUACUUUCGUGUGGAUAUGUCUUCAGUUCUUACCAAGAGGUUAAGUCUGUAGAGUUGCACACAUUGAACCGAGCAAGAUUCACUGUGGCAGUUGAUUCAUUCCUUAAGACAGGACGAGUCCCCUCAUUGCGGGAGGGGAACUUGAACGAAAACAUAUUCAGUUUUCCAUGGUUGAAAGAUAGGCCUGUUGUUCUUGGGCCAAGAUUUAAUGAUGCUUUCCAAGACCCAGGUGAAUAUCUUGCCAUAGAGCCUCUCUUCGAGAAAGAGAGAUAUAUUGUGACAUAUAAUCCAUCAAAAGGUAAAGUAUAUGCAUUGCUCAAAGAUCAGGCAAAGUCAGAUGACAUUCUAAAAGCAGCAUUCCAUGCUCAUGUGCUUCUGCAUUUUGUACAAUCAUCAAAUGAGAGUCAAUCUAGUUCUCAGAAGCAGAGGGAGUAUAAUAACUAUUCAGAUAUUGUGUUGACAACUACUGAUCUUGAGGCUCAUAUGUCAGAGUCAUGUAAGAUGGUCUCAAAAUCAUAUGGGAUUUUCAAGAGCAAAGCUGCAGAGCAGGGGUGGAAGAUGUCAGAAUCACUUCUUAAUCCUGGCCGAGCUAGGCUCUGUGCAAGUGAUAAAUUGGGAUGACAUGCUCAUACUUUUUCAUCUGUAUGCAAACUGGGGUUUGACUUAUAAGGUGCUCAACAACGCCAAGCACUUGUACUGCCUCAGACACCGCAGACAAAGAGGUAUGUAUGACAAAAAGGGCUAGCACUAAACCAAUAGGACCAUUGGAACCAUGGGCUUAUUAAGAUGGUCAGUCUGUGUUACAGUGCAAAAAUACUUUGCAGUUUGCACCCUCUGCAUGGUGAAACACGCUUGAAGAUGGCACGGUGCAGUCUUCAGUUAUAAGGGAUGUGCUGUUAGGCAUGAAGUUUCAUACAAUAGUUGCACAUAGAUUUGGGUUGUUUUUCUUUUUCUCUUAUCAGUGGGGUUUUCUUUUAUGUUUUGGGGUUUUGAGUUUUUUCUUUUCAUAUUUUUUUUUGUCUUCUUGUGUCGUCGUGUUUGUGUUUACAGAAUAGUUUGAAUUUUCCAUGUUGUAUCUAGUGCACAAAGCUCCCACUCCUGUGCAGUUGAAUUUUUCCUGUCAAUCAAUAAAUUUUUAUUUGCUCA